AUGGAUACACAUUCAUUCAUCACCUCCGCGUUCCGAUGGCCGUCAAGUCGCCGGAAGGUCUAUCUUCGUCGGCGUAAGCCGCAAGUUGUACGUCUUGGCGGAAGAAACAGUGGGCCACGUGGGAGAUUCUCGCUCAAGAGGGUGGCGCGAAAGAUGAAGUUCAAGUGGCUGAGACUGUACUAUGUCAAGCUCGUGAAGAUGAUCAAAGGGUAUUAUCGUAACGUGGCGCAGGAGUUUGCUGACGCCGGAGCUGCAACUAUCCAGCAGCGGAUGACGGUGGAAACGGCUGCUUUCGCCGCUCCGGGCUUGGGGCUAUCUUUCUGUCCCGUGUCUGGUCAACGUUUUUUUCUUGUUUAG
Messenger RNA from Brassica napus (rape), 357 nucleotides. RefSeq lists its product as uncharacterized. The coding region runs from base 1 to 357 and encodes 118 amino acids. NCBI's taxonomy places the organism in Eukaryota, Viridiplantae, Streptophyta, Magnoliopsida, Brassicales, Brassicaceae. The transcript has a single exon. The record is from RefSeq and is a predicted model, not a curated record.